Funneliformis geosporum is the source of this 554-nucleotide messenger RNA. Lineage: Eukaryota; Fungi; Glomeromycota; Glomeromycetes; Glomerales; Glomeraceae. The record is from the annotation of a GenBank genome assembly.
GUAUUACUGGAUAUUCAGAGGGUCAAGUGAUUAAUGGCAAGGCUAGCAAAACAGAAGAAGUAAUUGCCGAAGCUAAUCGGUUAAAAAAUAUCGAGAUCCAAUUUACUAAGAUUAAAGAUAAAGGAAUUCAGAGCGGAGAGGAUUAUUUAAUUGAUGCUAAUGAUCAAGUUAAUGAAGAAGUCUUAAAUUCCCUAAAAAAAGACCUCACUGAACAAGGACUAGAACUAUUUGUCAUUCAAAAUGGUUUAGGUGAUAAAUUAUUUGAUAAGGAUGAAGAUGACAACAUUCACUUAAAUGCAACAAAGUUAGCCCAAGUUCACAAUUAUUUAAAUCAAUUAGAGACUAUCAAUGAGGAAUUAGAACUAUUUAAUGAAGAUGGUACUAUUAAUAAUGAACAUUAUCAAAAAAUAAAUGAGGCUCUUAUCCAAACUCAUACUCUCCAAGAAGAAUUAUUUGUUGAAGUUAACCAAGAUAUUUUAAAUGAGGAAAGAACAGCGAUUGAUUAUACUAAAUUAGGACAAGUAAUUGAAAAAGCCCAAGCCCUACCGCUUUGA